CGGUCGAGCGUGCGUGCCGGAAAAAAGCCAAACAGUUGUGAGUCGACACUCUUGACAGUCCACAAUUUUCAUCCCUUUAUUUUAAGCUGUAGCCAUGGCUGAAGGGAAAGGCAUUCGUGAUCAGCUGUUGCUGGAUGUGCAAUCCCCGCCUGAGCAUGCACUGGGCAAAGUCACUGUUGUCGGCGUUGGACAGGUCGGCAUGGCCAUCGCCUUUUCAAUUAUUAAUAAGCGACUUGCUGGGGAGUUAUGUCUCGUGGAUAUGGAUGAGAAAAAACUGAAAGGCGAAUUAAUGGAUUUGCAGCAUGGUCUGCAUUUUGUUUCCCAUAUGACACUGCAAGCCAGCGUUAACUACGACAUUACAGCCGGAUCAAAAUUAUGCAUCAUCUGUGCCGGAGCGCGGCAGCGCGAAGGAGAGGAUCGACGGGCGCUGCUUGAGCGAAAUAUUGCUGUUUUUAAAGGCAUUAUUCCCCAGCUUGUCAAGUACAGUCCCGACACGAUCCUACUGGUGGUCUCUAAUCCGGUGGACGUCAUGUCUUAUGUGGCUUGGAAAAUCAGUGGAUUUCCUCACCAUCGCGUUUUUGGCUCAGGGACAUCGCUAGACUCUAGCCGUCUGCGCCAUUAUAUGAGCGAGCGUCUGAACAUUGACGUCAGCAGCUGUCAUGGGUUUGUCAUCGGGGAGCAUGGAGAAUCAAGCGUUGUGGUUUGGAGCGGUGUGAAUGUUGGAGGUGUACGUUUAAUUGAUCUGAACAAAGACGUUGGAACCGAUAAAGAUCCCGAACGAUGGUUGGACAUUCAUAAACAAAUUGUUGACAGUGCAACGGAAGUGAUCAAACUGAAAGGCUACACUUCCUGGGCCAUUGGGAUGUGCGUGGGACGUUUAGCCGAAGCGUUACUGCGCAAUCAGCGCAGCAUCUACCCGUUGUCGACCAUGGCCAAAGGUUUCCAUGGUAUUGAGCAGGAAGUAUACGUCAGCCUGCCGGCGGUGCUGGCCGAGAACGGUAUCAACGCAGUGGUUAAUAUCACGCUGACCGAUCAUGAGAAGGAGCACUUACACAAAUCCGCCAACGAGCUGCAUGAAUUGUUCAAGUCUGCCAACCUGUGAGGAGGAAAGAUUGUUAUGAGGAUUGGCGUCAGGUUAAAUUUGAUAUAGCCGGCAUCUCGCGUUUUCAUGUGUGGCUUUCCUGGAUGUGCUCGAAGAAUAAUUUAUUAAAUUAAUUGUGGUUGGGCUUUUGUGUGAAUUGUGUCUUGUUAGUGACGGAGCGUCUUCUUGUUAUUGUUAGUGAUGGCUGCUCGUGUUUAAAUAAGAAUGCCGUAUUAUUGUCAGUCUGUUAAUGUAUUUGUGACGCGAAAGACUGACAUUUCAUUUACAAUUAGCUUAAGAGUCUGAUGUUAUGGGGAAAGUUUUUCCAUACUAAUAAUAUGAUUGUCAGGAGGACGUGCGCAUUGUUUUCUAACAAUGUGUUUUGUUAGAACAAUUUUAAUCGUAAUGUAUCUCAAAAUAAAUGAAAUUACAUCCUACUGUGACGUCGUUCUUUGCA
Messenger RNA from Paramacrobiotus metropolitanus, 1538 nucleotides. Its product is annotated as L-lactate dehydrogenase-like. Gene Ontology annotation, cellular component: cytoplasm. Lineage: Eukaryota; Metazoa; Tardigrada; Eutardigrada; Parachela; Macrobiotidae. The transcript has 8 exons. Bases 95 to 1102 code for a protein of 335 amino acids. The record is from RefSeq and is a predicted model, not a curated record. Gene Ontology annotation, molecular function: L-lactate dehydrogenase (NAD+) activity. Gene Ontology annotation, biological process: carboxylic acid metabolic process.